AGCGAUUAUAAUCGUCCUUCGCUGGAAUCGUUUCUGCAAGCAUCCAAAACUGAUGCGGACCAAGAUCUUCGCUUGAGUGGCUUAGCAGUGGUUUCUAGACUGGCCAAUGCACGUCAACCUUUAGUUGAUGUAAGCAAGUCAAGAAUACACAAAAUCGCUCUCGUCACGCUUAAGAAUGAUACAGCGGCAUUUUCGUGUGAAGAUCUAGCACUUAAUGCACAGAACGCCGGAUACUCUGUAGUGACAUAUUUUGGCUUGGGAAAUUGUGGACCAGAUGGAAAUGUAACAAAAACUCAUACGCAAGAGGAGAUAUUGAUUCCCAUUGUGUUUGCUGAGAAUUGUGCCAAUUCCAGCUCUACAGAUUACUAUCCUGCUGAUUUCUCUGAUUUCCUUAAAGCUGCAGACGAAACAGCUGUAAAUAUCAUAGGAACUGAACAAGGGUCUGAUGAGCUCAAUCACAUGGCAGAAUACCUAAAGAGACUUUACUUCUGGUUCCUUUUGGGUCCAAUUAUCACGCUCGAAUUGCUCAGACGAAAGAAGAAACUCUGUUGUGCGACGAUACCACUACAAGUCGAUGAAGAAUCUGCAGCAGGAAACGAAGAAAAUGCGCUGUUAGUCCCAAGAGUUGACGAGGAUCAGGAACAGAAUAUACAAGACAUCACCGGCGAGGAAAUUGAAAGUGAGUCACAACUUCUAAUCAUUACAAUAGGCACAGACACUGACAUAACAACAUUUGACCACAACGGCAGAAUUAAAGUUUGUCUGAUAAUUGAAAGAAGCAUCCGUUACCUCGAAGUUGGUCUUGGUUACGUCCUUCUCACUCUGGCAGCGCUCCCUGUAGGUAUAUCAAGUGGGGGGUUAUCGUUUUUUCGAUUUGAUGUACAAGAAAGAGAUAGACAAGCUAAUUUUUGGGACAAACUUCUACUAGACAACUUCACUGAUAACUUCAGUCCAACACCCUUGAUUCCAUGUAUGCUCACUUUAUGGUGGCCAUUGUUUCAAAUCUUUUGUUUUUUCAUGUACAGUAGGUUUAGUUGUGUGAGCACUUGGACCGUUUCGACAAACGUUUCAAAGUUGAUUCGAAGUGAUUGGUUUUCAUCCAACAUGUAUUUGCUCGUUUUGUGCUUCGUUGUACCGUAUUGUUCUUUCAGCCAAAGUUCAUUCUUGGACAUGUUUCCGGAGUUUUUAUAUUUCAUGUUUUACAAUGUAACGUGCGCAGUUUGCAAUUUUCUUUUUAUAAUUAUCCUCAACAAACACAGAGUUGUCACAAGGUAUGUGUUCUACAUCAGUGUGUGUAUGAUCUGUGCUUAUGUUGAAAGUGACAUAGUAGCUGUGUUUUAUUUUAUUCUCAAUUCUCAAGGCUCCCUGAACAACUUAAAACUCACUGCUCUUCGCACUGUAGCACUUGGCCUCACUUUGACUCUGAGUUUUAGUUCUUCAAUGCACAUAAUUCGCAAAGUUAUGAAGCCACAGGAGUCCUUGUUUGAGGGACUGGGAGAGAGGUGA
Molecule: messenger RNA, 1506 nt
Organism: Pocillopora meandrina
Lineage: Eukaryota; Metazoa; Cnidaria; Anthozoa; Scleractinia; Pocilloporidae
Source: the annotation of a GenBank genome assembly